AUGGGUGUGAUUUUAAAAUAUGUGGUUGCCGGCUUAUUACGGUAUUGGUUAAUUAAUUUGGAUUAUUGGCAAACUAUAGCGAAUAGAGUGGAAAUCGCAACGCCUCUAAACUCAUGGAAGAGGUUAAUAGAAGGCGUUUAUUUAUAUGAUCACAACAUAAAUCCUUAUGAAGGAGAUUCGUUUCAUGAAUCACCUAUAAUGCUAGUCUUUUUCUACUAUAUCAUGAAAAAAGUGCCAUUUAUUUUACCGGUUUUAUUUACAUUCUUGGACCUCCUGACUGCUCAUCUUCUGUACAAAACUUCUAAAGCUUUUAUACGGAUUUUGAAAGAAUCCCAAGAGAAGCAACUGGCUGAAGUUGCUGAUGAGUCUAAACCUAUGCUUUUGGAUGAUGCUCAACUGAAGGAAUCUGCAGAAUAUGUGUUAUCUGUUUACUUGUUCAACCCAUAUUCUGUUUUGAACUGUGCUGGUAUGACUACAACAGUUAUACAGAACUUGUUGGUGGCUACAGCAUUGUGGGGGGCUUCAAGUGGUCAGAGAAUUGUUGCUUGUGUGUUUAUUGCACUGGCUACACACCAAGCCCUGUACCCAGUGCUGCUAAUUGUACCAAUUGCCUUAAUAUUGGCUGAAGUCAACAAAGGGUGCACCAAAUGUUCUUAUAUUAGAACAUUACUUGUGUUUGUGUUAAGCUGGGGAUUCCUCAUUUAUUUGUCAGCAUAUAUUAUGGAUGGUUCUUACAAAUAUGUCUACAACACCUAUGGAUUUAUAUUGACUGUGCCUGACUUGAAGCCAAACAUUGGACUGUUCUGGUACUUCUUUACAGAAAUGUUUGAACAUUUCCGAGUACUGUUUGUUUGUGCAUUCCAAAUCAAUGCUCUGGCUUUGUAUGUGAUUCCUCUUACACUAAGAUUCAAGAAAGAUCCAAUACUAUUGGCCACAGUGCUUAUUGCACUCUCAAGUAUAUUCCGAUCCUACCCAUGUGUGGGUGAUGUUGGCUUUUAUUUAGCUUUACUGCCAAUGUGGAAACACUUAUUUACAUUCAUGCAGCAGAAAUUCAUUGUGGGCUGCACAUUCAUCAUCACCUCAGCACUUGGACCAACAGUGUGGCACCUGUGGAUAUACUCUGGAUCAGCGAAUGCCAACUUUUUCUUUGGAGUCACUCUCUCCUUUGCCACUGCCCAAAUAUUCCUUAUAACAGACUUACUGUUCGCAUAUAUCAAGAGAGAGUUUACCUUAAAACAUGGGUCAUCAAGACAAGUGGAUGGAAAACCGGCCAAAUUGGUACUUCGAUAA
Messenger RNA from Spodoptera littoralis (African cotton leafworm), 1290 nucleotides. The record is from the annotation of a GenBank genome assembly. NCBI's taxonomy places the organism in Eukaryota, Metazoa, Arthropoda, Insecta, Lepidoptera, Noctuidae.